Molecule: messenger RNA, 2133 nt
Organism: Thermochaetoides thermophila DSM 1495
Lineage: Eukaryota; Fungi; Ascomycota; Sordariomycetes; Sordariales; Chaetomiaceae
Product: putative GTPase-activating protein
Exons: 7
Coding region: 1-2133 (710 amino acids)
Biological process (GO): regulation of GTPase activity; signal transduction
Cellular component (GO): cytoplasm
Source: RefSeq, a predicted model, not a curated record
AUGGCGUCGGCAGAAGUGAGGGCAGUCAGCCCCGAGAACGGAACGGGCACGACGGAUCAACCGUCGACAUCAGCAGGACCUGGAGCUCAGAAAGCGAACGACGACACCAGCAAGCUCGUUCAAGAUGUCUUGUCCUCGGAGAUUGGCAUUUCUGUUAUGCUCAACCGGUUGAAGCAAAGCAUCACCUCGGCAAAGGAGUUCUCCCAGUUCCUUAAGAAACGCGCCCAGCUCGAAGAAGAGCAUGCCAAUUCGCUCAAGAAGCUCUGCAAGAGCUCCCACGAGAUUAUGCAGCGCGGCGAACACCGAGGCGGCACUUUCGGCAAGGCUUACGAGGAGAUGCUCAUGGUCCAUGAACGAAUGGCCGACAAUGGACUCAUGUUUGCCACAUCUCUGCACCAGAUGUCCGAAGACUUAAAUGAGUUGGCCCAGGUAGCCGACAAGUCACGGAAAGGCUGGAAGCAGAGUGGUCUGGCUGCUGAACAGCGAGUUGCAGAGCUUGAGGCUGCUAUGCGCAAGUCCAAGUCGAAGUACGAUGCCCUUGCGGAGGAGUAUGAUCGCGCCCGUACUGGUGACACCAGUGGUCGUCAGGGUGGCAAGAUGUUCGGCUUCAAGGGCCACAAGUCUGGCGCUCAGCACGAGGAGGAUCUUCUUCGUAAGGCCCAGGCAGCGGAACAGGACUACCAAGGCAAGGUCCAAGUUGCUGCAUCUGAGCGAAGUGAGCUCGAGGCGAAAACACGCCCUGAGACUGUCCAGGCCCUGCAGGAUCUUAUUAGGGAGUGUGACUCAGGAUUGGCCUUGCAAAUGCAGAAGUUUGCCUCCUUUAACGAGAAGCUGGUCCUUAGCAACGGGCUCAGCAUUAGCCCUCUGAAGAAGGAAGGCAAUGAAUGCAAAAGCCUUCGUGAGUGUAUUCUCGCUAUUGACAACGAGAAAGACCUCAACGACUACUUAAUGAGCCAUCAUCCUAGGCUCCAGCCCAAGACCGGGCUCCCCAAGUAUGAAAAGAACCAUCUUCUCGAUGCCCAUCGGACCCCAGCAGCCUCAACUCAGAACAUCUCGCAGCAUCAGGGGUCUAGCGGCGGUUAUCAACCACCGCCGAACAUGUUUCCUUCAAAUUCACGGUCAAACACUUUCAGCGAGACUCCACUAUCUACCUCUGCACCGCUGGGGCAUAGCUAUGGGCAGAGCGUUGGCUCAGUGCCUCUUCUCGGCGGUGCCACGCGGCCAUCAUCCCAGCCUCAGCAUGAGAGAAGCUUCAGUCAUGGGAAUCUCCUAAAUCAAGCCAGCAGCAGUGGAGGCCAACAAUAUCGUAGUGUCAUCCCACAGUCACAGCCAUCGAAUGUCCGGUACAAUGGUGGCUAUGGCUCAACAAGCACCUCUCAGGGGCCUCCACAACUCGGUGUUCUUCCUUUCCAAUCAUCACAAUCGCAGCAACCGCAAUCACAGUCUUAUGGCCAAUCACAGCAAGGUUCCUCAUCUUCGACUGCCCUUCAAAGAGCGUCACCGCCCCUCGGCCCACACCUUUCCCAGCCAGUGUUUGGCGUGUCACUGGCUAGGCUUUAUGAGAGAGAUGGGUUGGCGGUGCCGAUGGUUGUGUACCAGUGUAUCCAGGCUGUAGACCUUUUUGGCCUGAAUGUUGAGGGCAUCUAUCGGCUCUCUGGGUCUCUGCCGCACGUCAACAAGCUUAAGCACCUCUUCGAUACAGACUGCCAUUCUGAAAAUCUUGACUUCCGUAACCCCGAAAAUUUCUUCCAUGAUGUCAACAGUGUCGCUGGUCUACUGAAGCAGUUCUUCCGUGACCUUCCCGACCCCUUGAUGACACGUGAGAACUACCAAGCCUUUAUUGAAGCAGCUAAGCACGAAGAUGAUAUCGUCCGUCGGGACUCUCUCCAUGCUAUCAUUAAUAGUUUGCCCGACCCCAACUAUGCCACCCUUCGCGCCCUCGUGCUACAUCUACAUCGCGUUAUGGAGAACUCAGCGUCCAACCGCAUGAGUUCUCAAAAUCUUGCCAUCGUCUUCGGGCCUACUCUGAUGGGUACCGCACCAGGCGGCAAUGUCGCCGAUGCCGGCUGGCAAGUGCGGGUGAUUGACACCAUCUUGCAGAAUACAUUCCAGAUCUUUGAUGACGAUGAUUAG